Molecule: messenger RNA, 2852 nt
Organism: Microplitis demolitor
Lineage: Eukaryota; Metazoa; Arthropoda; Insecta; Hymenoptera; Braconidae
Product: F-box/LRR-repeat protein 20
Exons: 6
Coding region: 598-2724 (708 amino acids)
Molecular function (GO): protein binding
Source: RefSeq, a predicted model, not a curated record
UUAAAUCAUCAUCAGGAUAAAGUGACUUUACAUGGUCGGGUUUAUAUUCAAGUUGACAUUUAUGGACAACUUUCUCAUUCUGUAAUAAAAUUAAUCACAUUAUAUAUCCAUUAACUCAAAAAGAAUUUUUUUACGCAUAAUUAUGCAAUACCGGAUUUUUUGACAUGGGUUCAGGUACAAGUUGCAUCAGAUCCAUAAUUACCAGCAGUAAACAAAGAAUACUAUUUUUUUUUCAUGACACGGGCCCUGAAAAAUAUAAUUACGUUACUUAAAAGCAUGACAUACAGCUGCUUAGUGGAUUCAGCUGAUAUAUAAUUGCAGCGACACGAGUAAAGAAGGAAUAAUAAAAGUCAGCUGAUGACAUUACAAUGUAAAUCAUUAAAUAAAUGUGAAAGAAGAUCGUGAACUUGAGAGUCAAGAGCGAGAGAAAGAGAGGGAGAGACAAACAGAGACAACAAAAGUUUUUUUGUUUGGAUUUGUAUUGGCUGUAGACUGUAGUAUACUUUAUUAAUAUUUAAUAUCAAGUAUUCAGCUGAACUUUAUCAGAAACUGCAGUCAGUCUUCCGUCAACUCUAGACACGUGUCUUUGGAGACGCGAUGGCUCUUGAAGAUGCUGAGGAUUAUCAUACUGAUGAUGCAGUUGUCAUACAAUUACCAAUAGAGGUUAUUAUACACAUAAUGUCAUAUCUAUCAGUAUCUGAUAGAAUGGCUGCUGGUCUAGCAUGUCAUCAAUGGCACGAAGCAUCACUCAGCACUAAAUUUGUUGAUAAACAAGCUGUCAUUAUCAGUAGAGAAGACGAUAACUUGCAACUUGUUAUGAAUACGUUGUUUAAAUCACAGAGACCUUUUCAUCAUUUUAUUUUUAAACAAGUUGAGAUUAAAAGAAAUUUACCUAUUUGGGAUAAAUUUGGUGGAACUAUCCGUAGUUUAAUAUUGGUCUGCUGUGAUUUAAGUGAAAGAACACUUGUUACAAUAUUAAAAUGUUGUAAAAAUUUACGCACAUUACAUAUCAAUGCUUGUAGAGAGUGUUUGAUGUCAGGAAGAUUACUGGAUGAUGAAAAAGACGUUAAAGAAUUAUCAGAUAACUUUAAAUCCUUGAUCGAACUGAGUUUGGCGUCAAAUAGAUAUCUCAGCGACGCGCUUUUCAAUAGAAUUGUUUCGAUAAGUCCCAAUUUACAGUCACUCAGUUUGACAGACUGUCAGCUGUCAUUUCACUCAGGUGUUUACAAACGUUUUUAUCCAGACAAUAAUUCAGUUGAACAGGCAUCAGAGUCAUUGUUGACGUUUUUCAAUGUUUUGUUGUACAUUAAGAGACAGGCAAAAAUACUUAAGCACUUGAGUUUUGGAUCGACGUUGAUUGACAGCACGGCUUUAAUUAGUUUGGCAGGCGUUGAAGGAUUGAAACUGGAGUCGCUUAGACUAAGAUCUUGUGAUCAGCUGACAAAUGCAGGAUUACGCAGUUUAAAUAAUCAAAUAAAUCUCAAAGUGUUGGAUAUAAGUUUUUGUACACGAGUUACUGAUCAAAGUUUAAUUUGUAUCUGUCAAAAUUUGAUAAAUCUAGAAAGUCUUAACAUAAGACGCUGUCGUGCUAUCACUGAUUACGGAGUCUCGCAGUUGCGUUUGUUGAAAAAAUUAAUAGAACUUGAUAUUUCAGAGUGCGAGCAAUUAACGGGUGCGUGUAUUACCCAGGGAUUAUGUUGCUCGGCAAUUAAUGAGUCGAAAUUAACAAGCGGCACGGCGCAGUAUCAUGAUCCAGAGAAUUUAAAUGAUAAAUCUGACGCACGUACUGAUGAAUCAGUAAAUGAGACUCGGAAUAAUUUACUGAACAAUUGUUUACAAAUAUUGUCAGCAAAUGCUUUGAAUUUAGAUGAGAAAUCAAUUGAGUGCAUUGCCAAUACGUUACCAAAAUUGACAUUUCUUGAUAUUGGAUAUUGUUUCAGUGCAGUUAAUGACAAAACAAUUCAAAAAGUAUUUAAAGAGCUUACGAUGUUGAGGACACUAAGAAUAAGUCGCUGUGAUAAAGUCAGUGACGCCGGGUUGACUGGAAUGGGUGCAGGUAAUCGUGUUAAUAACGUUGACUCGAAAAUUGAAAAAAUAAUACCGGAACUUACGGGAUCGAGAUUCAAAAUAAGAUUAGGGUCGAGAGCUGAAGAAGAAAUAGUAAGAGAUGCUUACAGGAAAAGAGAAGUUAUGGAAAUGUGUGAAGAUACGACUUCACCGUGUGAACUAGAUAUUUUCUCGGGGUUUUCGCUGAUCCGCUUGAGAGGAUUGAGAGAACUUGAUCUUACGGGCUGCAAUAAAGUAACUGAUGUUAGUUUGAAGCAUGCGUUUACUUUUCCUGAGUUACGUGUUCUGGAUUUGAGCAUGUGUCAGCAGAUUACUCACGUAGGACUUGACUAUCUCACAAAAAAUAAUAAAGCAAUCGAAGAUUUAAAUCUUUCCCAGUGUCACAAUGUCACGGAUAUCGGUAUUUUAUACGUCGCACAGAGAUUGUACAGAUUAAAACGCCUUCAAAUUAGAGGCUGCUCACAAUUAACAGAUCACAGUCUUGCUGGGAUAAAAUUGUACUGCAAAAAUCUUCAGUAUUUAGAUGCCAGUUUUUGUCGUGGAGUAACAACUAGUGGUAUUGAAAGUCUUUGUUCUCAUUUACAUGUUAAAUUUUCAGAACAACUUGACAGUCUGAGUACCAGAGAUAUUCCAGUACCGCCUUUAAUACGGAGAUAAAUUUAUAUUUUUAAAAUAUUAAGGAAAGCCGAUUCGGAAUUAAAUUCCGUCCCUGUUGAAUGUGCAAUUCUAGUGAAAAAAAAGUAUAUAUAUAAUAUAUAUAUAUGAAGAAUAGUAUUUAUUAAAAA